This is a messenger RNA of Oryctolagus cuniculus (rabbit), 1110 nucleotides long. It is a transcript of the gene EDDM3B, whose product is annotated as epididymal protein 3B. Lineage: Eukaryota; Metazoa; Chordata; Mammalia; Lagomorpha; Leporidae. The record is from RefSeq and is a predicted model, not a curated record.
UCCCCACCAUCACCACUACAAAUCUGGAACACUCUAUCUCCUGCUGCUAUUUCUUCCUCUGAUACUUGUAGCCUUCUUGGGUGCCAAGCAAAGAGGAAGGACAGACUCCUCUCCUGAGAUCCACAUACUGAUACUACAACCAGUGACCUGAACGCUGAAACUGAGCGAGACAGUCUUUGUGACAACCAUGGCAUCCUCUCCAAAGCUCUGGAUCAUUCUCUUGUUCUCAGUGUGCCUCCCAUGCAGGCUGCUUGUACACAGCAAGGAUUUUUCAUGGAAGGAAUUCAUGGAACGGCACUAUCUAAGUCCAAACAGAGAAUUCAGCGUAUACACAUGUGAUGUCCUCAUGAAGCAAAAAGAAGCUCCGAAAGACAAGAACCCCCACAUAUUCAUUUAUAUCCCAUGGUACAAAAUAGAGCAUAUAUGUGUUAAGGGCACUUGGAAUGAUCGUUAUAGAAAUGCAUAUGUAUGGACCCGGAAUACCCUCAAAGUACUCAAGUGUUAUCAUGAGAAAUCUGAAAAUGUCUACAAAGAGAGUAGGGGUUACAAUCACAUUCAAUUCCAUUGUAACAUGGAUGGAUAUGUUGAUAGCAUAGAAAGCUUAAACUUAACAGAACCUAUCCUCUACUAGAGAGUCUACUUACAUGCUCAUGUUUUGGUAGGCUAUUCAGUGCUUCCCAAGUGCUGGCUCUGCAUAUAUCCAUAAUCCCUUCCACUCUCCACUGUCUAUUCAUGUGUCAGUAUAGAACACUUUAGGGUUAGGCAUCACAUGGAAUUUUGAUACUACAACUUUGCCUGUUAUUUCUCUAUCUGGACCAAUCUUCAGUCCUUACUUAUUUAAUUAACUCCCACAUUUUCUUCAUAUAACAUCUCUGCUUGACUAAUCUCAAACUUUUCUUGAUAUUGCCUCUCCUUAUCCCUAUACAAUAUAAAUGGCAAUUACUCCCCAAAUAAAUUGCAUCUUUCCAAACUGUGUGCCAUGUAUAUAAAUUUUGUCUUAAGAGUAUGUACUUAAUGAUUGAUAUGAGUAUUGUGCAUAUAUGUGAUAUAGAAUAUGUUUGGCUAUAAUUUGUGCUGUGAAUAUAUUUUAAGGUACACUUGAUGUGUGUG